Messenger RNA from Anopheles stephensi (Asian malaria mosquito), 1558 nucleotides. RefSeq lists its product as uncharacterized. NCBI's taxonomy places the organism in Eukaryota, Metazoa, Arthropoda, Insecta, Diptera, Culicidae. Gene Ontology annotation, cellular component: Fanconi anaemia nuclear complex; nucleus. The transcript has 3 exons. Gene Ontology annotation, molecular function: ubiquitin protein ligase activity. The record is from RefSeq and is a predicted model, not a curated record. The coding region runs from base 55 to 1248 and encodes 397 amino acids. Gene Ontology annotation, biological process: interstrand cross-link repair; protein monoubiquitination.
UGACAGCUCAGCUUUAAUCAGCUGUCAUCUUCGGUCGCGUCCAGAGAGGGGGAAAUGUCAAACAAUGUAAACAAUUACGGUAGCCGGCAAACUCUGGCGUGGAUGUGUACAGUGGCGGUUGGGAAAAUGAACGAAUUCCUGGAGAAUUUUCCAUUUUUUGUGCAACUGGAACCAUUUCAUUUUGUAGGACUUUACAAGAAGGUCUACAAAAUAAAGCUACAUUUCCCUAACUUUCCCACGACGAACAACCAUCGGGUCACGGUAUUUCGAACGAACCUUCCACUUGCAUUACCGCCGGAUCAAUCGGCCAUUCUGCCAGUUGAUAAAUAUGUAUCGAAUCUCUUAGCCACGCUGGAUUCUACAAUCGCUCUCCCGAACAACACGCCAUCAUCUGGUACUUGUGAAGAUUCCACCACAUUGACCAAUCUUGCGCUGGAAUUAUUGUCGAUUCAGCAUCAGUAUGGGUGCAAAGUAGAAUUCAGCAAAACCCUGACGCGGGUAGAGUUCGCCAGCUUUGACGGCAGAGGGAAUCAUUCCCUGGCGCUUAACCGGACCGCUGGCGCACUGUUUAAAGUCGUCCAACACACUCUGCCCGAACAAGCGGUGAGCGAGAUGUUCAAGCGACAGACCACCCUGCAAAGGCACGUACAGGUGUUUCUGGAUACGCUCGAUCAGCUGGAAGAGUUUUACACCAAUCUCAGUACAAUCGACGAACUGUGCUACGUUAUCCUGCCCGCAGCAAUAGACACCAGGACGACAUAUCGGAUCUUUAAGUAUGACCAGAAAGUGUUCUUGAAGCUUUCGCUGCAUCCGCUGCAGCCGGCAGCAGUUGAUAUUGCAUUUUUUGGGCCAACGAAACAAGUGGCAAAGCUGAGAGAAUUAUACGACGAAAGGCAGGAUGAUUGGGAUCCGGAAUGCAACGUAUACACCAACCUGCUGCGAAUAUUUAACAUCAUCGCCUUCCCCAUGCGCCCCACUGUCUGCGACCAGUCGUCCAAUGGUCUGCAGACCGGCGAAGACAGUAGCUGCGGGAUCUGCAUGAAUUACCAUGAUGCAGAUGACCGGGUACCGAUAAUUUCGUGCGACAACGAGCAAUGCACUCUCAUUUUCCAUAUUCAUUGUUUGAAGGAAUGGUUUGCAACUCAGCGGGAAAGUAAGAAAAUUUUCACAAUCUCCAUUGGAAACUGUCCUUACUGCACACACAAAAUAUCCUCCAGCUUUGAUGAGAUACUGCAAAUGCUUAAUUGAACGAGAACAAAAAACGUAUGAAUUAAAGGAAGAAGACAUGUUAGAACGAUUUUUCAUUCGAUGGCCCUGUGCUCUGGCGACAAAGUAUAAUGACGACACACACUAUUUUUGUUGAGUCUUGACGACCGGUUAAACAAAACUCUCUCUUAAGCCCAGUCGGAGUAUCAUCUGAUCAUCACGGUAGAGCUGAAAAAAUGAGAACAUUAAUGCUUACGACGGACAUGGCUCAGGUUUCAGCGGCAACAAGGAAAGUGGGUAAUAUUUUUUUAUAAAUUGUUAGUAAAGUUAGUCUACUUUGCUUUAAUUACAA